AUGAACAUGUUCUUAAAAUGCCUGUUCUGUUGCCAGAAAAGCAAAGUGCGACGAGCUUGUUGUACCUCCGCCCUAAGGCUCAAGCAAGCACGUUUAAGCCAUACUGUAGCAAUAUUGAGGAGCACAAGAUCGUUCAGUUCGGAGGUUGAUAACCUGUCUAUGGCGGGGUUCGUUCCAUUUCGAUUGGGCUCUAGAUUGCAGAUUUUACAGGGCAAGAAGCUUGUGCAACUAACUUGUUUGGUACGAUGGUUAACAGCGCAGCUUCCUAUGGAGAAUAUAGGAGAAAUUUCACAAACACGACCUCCGUGCUACUCCGCAAUAUGUUGUGGGAUUGGAGAGAGCAAAUGAUACGCUUUCUAGCAAAGUGCGAGGAUGCCACUUAG
Sclerotinia trifoliorum is the source of this 383-nucleotide messenger RNA. The record is from the annotation of a GenBank genome assembly. Lineage: Eukaryota; Fungi; Ascomycota; Leotiomycetes; Helotiales; Sclerotiniaceae.